UAAUAAUAUCUAUAUAUAUAUAAUAAAAUGAUUAAGGCAAAUUGGUCAAGUUCCUCAGCAUUCAAUUUAGAAUUAGCUUUAAGCGAAAGUCAAGAUUGGAUCGAACGUGUUGUCGGGGAAAAAUUUAAAUAUCCAAAUGAUUUUCAAGAAUCAUUAAAAGAUGGUGUUUUUUUAUGUAGACUCAUAAACACCAUUAAACCAGGAUGUGUCAAUAAAAUUAAUAAUGCUACAACAGAUUUUGCAAAAAGAGAAAAUUUACAAUUCUUUGUAAAGGCUGCAAAAGUUUUAGGUUUAAGAGAUACCCAACUAUUCGAAUCAAACGAUCUUUAUGAAAACCAUAGAGUUAGAAAUGUUGCAAUUACUUUAUAUUGGCUUGGAAGAGCUGCUAGAAGCAUCAAUACUUAUAAAGGUCCACAAUUAGAUUUAUUAAAAUUCCAAGGUAUGAAUUGUUCAGCAUGUAAAAAGGCCAUUACAGAUAAUAAUUAUUUAGCAACAAUGACCACUCAAUAUCACACAAGUUGUUGUAAUUGUUGCAAUUGUGGUCAAAAGUUGGAUCCAAAAAAGAAAUUCUAUCAAGAAGGUAAUAAUAUGUGGUGUGAAAACUGUAUGAUUGGUGCUACUAGUAUUGGAAGUGGUAAUGGACCAAACAAAGGAAAGAAUAGUAAUAAACAUGAUAAUGACUGUUCAAGCUGUCAUGGUUCACUUGAAAAAGGUUACGUCCCAGGUGAUGAUGGUUCAUCUAAAUAUUGUACUCAAUGUAUUUGUGAUUUAUGCCACUCUCCACUAAUUGGUAAUUUCCAAGUUAAAGAUGGUAAAAAGAUUUGCGACGAUUGCACUUGCAAGAGCUGUGGUAAAGGAUUAGAGGAUGGAUUCUUUGAAGAGGGUAUCUCAAAAUAUUGUGAACCAUGUGCCAAUAACCGUAAGAAACAACCAGUUCAAAAAGCUGCUCAACAUACACAUGGGGAUCAUUGUGAUCAUGGUAAAUCUCAUUCACACUCACCAACUAAAAUAUCACCAACCUCUACUACAAAUACCAAUUCUAAUAAACCAAAAGACAAUUGCAAAAUAUGUAACAAAACAUUAGAUGGUAAACAAAAGAAAGGUGAUGAUAGGGAUAAGUUUUGUACACCACAUGAAAAAGAUGGUUGUUGUGGAAAGUGCAACAAAGAAAUUAAUGGACCAGCUCUUCAGGCAUUGGAUAAGAAUUGGCACCCAGAGUGUUUCUCCUGCGAGAAAUGUGAUCAUAAAUUUAAACCAAACGAGCAAAUUAAAAAAUCAUCUAAAGGAAACCCAUUAUGUGGCCCAUGCUCAUCAGGUGGUAAUAACAAAUGUAAAGAAUGCAAUAAGGAUAUUGUCGGGAAUGGUGUUGAAGGACAUGAUGGUGUUUAUCACAAUGGUUGCUUUAAAUGUAGAUCUUGUGACAAGGUACUCAAAGAUUCUUAUCAAGAAAUCGAUAAUGAACCAUAUUGUGACCCAUGUGCUAAACAAUUAAAUCAAGUUUCUCAAGGCAAUAAACCACAACAAGGACCAUUUAUUACCUCAGGUUGGAAAGACACUGACAAUUGUGAUAGUUGUAAAAAAUCUCUUCAUGGUGAAGUUGCUAAAACUGGACCAAGUACCUAUUACCAUAAGGGCUGUUUUAAAUGUCAAGGUGCAGCAUGUGGUGCAGCAUUAAUCAAUGGUUAUUUCCCAAAUAAUAAUAAACCUUAUUGCAAACCAUGUAGUGACAAGAUGAAUACUGAAGGAAAAUGCGGUGUAUGUAGCAAACCAAUUGUUGAUGGUGCAAUUGUAAAAGCAGGAAAUAUUAUCUUCCAUAAAGCCUGUUUCAAGUGUACAAAAUGCAAUACAGUUAUUGGUAAUGGUACUGCAUUAACAAGAUUCUCUAAACCAUAUUGCCAUUCUUGCUUUGAAAAAGAAAAACUUCAAUGCGCCAAAUGCAGAAAUCAAAUUACAGGUGAAGUUGUACAAUGUGAUCAUAAGGAUUAUUGUGUUAAGUGUGCACCGGCUCCAACCAACACUGUUACCCAUGGUGAUAGAAUCAGCCAUGGCUGGACAAUAGAUCCAAGAUCGGGUAGAAAGAAAUUCAAUUAAACACAAAAACUUUUUAUCAAAAAAUAACUCAAUAAACUUUUUUAUAAUAAUGAUUAUUUAAUGU
Dictyostelium purpureum is the source of this 2155-nucleotide messenger RNA. RefSeq lists its product as uncharacterized. The transcript has 2 exons. Bases 28 to 2091 code for a protein of 687 amino acids. Gene Ontology annotation, molecular function: protein binding. NCBI's taxonomy places the organism in Eukaryota, Evosea, Eumycetozoa, Dictyosteliales, Dictyosteliaceae. The record is from RefSeq and is a predicted model, not a curated record.